Molecule: messenger RNA, 2220 nt
Organism: Pelobates fuscus (common spadefoot toad)
Lineage: Eukaryota; Metazoa; Chordata; Amphibia; Anura; Pelobatidae
Gene: PPM1K
Product: protein phosphatase, Mg2+/Mn2+ dependent 1K
Exons: 7
Coding region: 165-1289 (374 amino acids)
Biological process (GO): peptidyl-threonine dephosphorylation
Cellular component (GO): cytosol; mitochondrion; nucleus
Molecular function (GO): protein serine/threonine phosphatase activity; cation binding
Source: RefSeq, a predicted model, not a curated record
GCAGUGAGCGGCUGGAAACACAGAGCUCGGGGAUCGCUGGCCGCUCACUCAGUGCGAGGAGAUACCGCGAUCACAUCCAUAGCAGAACCGUUCAAUAGCUAUCCAUCUCUGAACUGAUCAGAACAGGAGUUUACUUUGUCUACCAAGCCCAGUGUAGUCAAGGAAUGUCAACAGCUACCUUAGUUACUUUUAUACGACAUGGAGGGUCCCAGGUGAGAAGAGGAGUUUUGCUGUCGACUUGCGUUCUGCAAGGUAACCCGCGCAUUACUCCAGCCAAGCAGUGCUCUACCACCAACCGUAGAUCUUUUUCAUCAAGGUUUGACCCAGACGGAAGUGGCAGGCCUGCUACCUGGGACUCUUUUGGGAUUUGGGACAAUCGCAUUGAUGAGCCUAUUCAGCUCCCAACCAGUAUAAAGUAUGGCAAGUUGAUUCCACAAAUUAACCUCUCCAGAGUUGGUUGUUCCACUCAGUUGGGAAAGAGGAGGGAAAAUGAGGACCGAUUCAAUUUUGCUCGACUCACAGAGGAUGUCUUAUACUUUGCUGUAUAUGAUGGACAUGGUGGGGCUGCUGCCGCUGAUUUCUGUGACCGGUUUAUGGAGAAGUACAUUAAAGACUUCCUCACACAUGAGAAAGAUAUGGAAAAGGUGCUAACUCAAGCUUUCCUAGAAAUAGACAAGGCGUUUUCCAGACAUGCUCACCUCUCUGUUGAUGCAUCGCUUAUGAACUGUGGGGCCACUGCAACAGUGGCCUUGUUACGUGAUGGCAUUGAGUUAGUUGUAGCAAGUGUUGGUGAUAGCCGAGCGUUGUUAUGUCGGAAAGGAAAACCUGUGAAGCUUACUAUUGACCAUACACCUGACCGAAAGGAAGAAAAACAAAGGAUCAGGGAAAGUGGUGGCUUUAUUGCGUGGAAUAGCUUGGGACAGCCCCAUGUGAACGGCAGGCUUGCAAUGACACGCAGCAUCGGAGACUUGGAUCUCAAAUCAAAGGGUGUUAUUGCUGAUCCGGAAACAAAGCGGGUGAAGUUGCAUCAUGCGAAUGAUGGAUUUUUAGUAUUAACAACUGAUGGCAUCAACUUCAUCGUCAACAGUCAGGAGAUCUGUGACAUCAUUAAUCAGUGCCAUGAUCCUAUUGAAGCUGCCCAAGUGCUUGCUGAACAGGCUAUUCAGUUUGGAGCAGAAGAUAACAGCACAGCUAUUGUUGUCCCGUUUGGCGCCUGGGGAAAGCACAAGAACUCUGAAGUCAGUUUUUCAUUCAGUCGAAGCUUUGCAUCAAGUGGACGGUGGGCAUGAUGACGUUUUCUCCAUCACGGUCAUUCCUGACAAUCUGUCUGUACAGCACAUUUACCUGCCUCUUAAACUGCACUAUGUACAUAGUUUUCUUCAUCACUUUUGUGAACUUUUACCUGAUUCGUUGUCUGGAGUUUUGACCCCUGUACAUUGAAGGAAAAGUGGACUAGUAGGUGCAGGUGUUGUUAAUACUUUGAUAUCUUCAUUAGAUGGGAAUACAUUUGUAUAGAAACUUUAACGUUACAAAGUUUGUUUUGUUGAUGCGCAGACUGCUUCUCUUUUAAGUGUCAGUGAAAACCGUUUAAAAAGUUCCCAAUGUCAAUCUUGUGAACAGUAUGGCUUUAUUGCUAAUUUUGCACUAAUUGUAAACACUCUGUUGGCUUUACCCUAUGCUUUAUGCAAGUAUUUGGUGUUUUGUAUUAAUUUGUGUGGCUCUAUGAUUUGUGUCAAACAUUUUAGGUUUCGUGGCCUAUUAGUAUGUAAAGGCAUGACUUGGGUGUAUUUACAUGUUUAGAAAUGUGCAUUUUGUAUAGAGAAUGUGAAGGGACAAUCAUUUAAGUGGGAUAUUGGUUUGGAAAAAAUUCUCUUGUGAACUCAUUUGUAAAUGUGUGGCUCAAUUAAAUGUAAGAAAACAAACACUAGGUUGUGAAAAUCAAGGCUUUCUUGACUUAACAAGCAAACUGUUUUGUCUACCUAGCGUGCUUAAUAACAAUUGCCUCACUAAAUGUUAUCAAUAAAACCAUCCUUCUGUUUUUAUAUAUGAGAAAACAAACCAUGUGUGGAGUCCUGAAAAUCUCCAAAGCUACUGAUGGGAAAAAGGUUAAAUGCUUGCUUUUAAAACUGCGAAGGAAACGGUAAAACUACUGAAGUUUCAGAGAUGUACAGUGGUCAAGAAGGUUUCUAAUGGCACCAUCACAAUAAAAAUCAAAUGCUG